This is a messenger RNA of Capsaspora owczarzaki ATCC 30864, 3409 nucleotides long. RefSeq names its product alpha mannosidase. The record is from RefSeq and is a predicted model, not a curated record. Gene Ontology annotation, molecular function: alpha-mannosidase activity; carbohydrate binding. Lineage: Eukaryota; Filasterea; Ministeriida; Capsasporidae. The transcript has 21 exons. Gene Ontology annotation, biological process: mannose metabolic process; oligosaccharide catabolic process. The coding region runs from base 34 to 3198 and encodes 1054 amino acids.
CAAAAACAAUCUUGCCCCUCUCGCCCGCUCGUGAUGGCGCAGACCACUGCCCGACAGCCGCCUCCGCCACAAAAGCACACCAAUGUGACGAUCGAGCGUGUGGAAAAGCUGCUCUCUGGCAUCUACUUUACCGACGCCAACUUGGGCCAUCCGCACCUCGUCUACGGCGGUGAUUUGCCGUGCGCCACCCGCCAGCCCUUCGCCCACCUGCUCCACCGGCCGGCCACGGGGACCUCGCGACCCACAUUCGCACAAGUGCUCUCCGACGGUGACGGUGGCUUCACCCGGGUCGAGCGCACCAAGUCGUUUGGGCCGUCGUGGACCACUCACUGGUUUGCGUUCGAUUUGGUCAUUCCGCCCGCCUGGGCUGGUCGCGAGGUCCACUUUCGCUGGAAUUCCAACAGCGAAGCGCUCAUCUACGACGAGCAUGGCGAGCCGCGGCAGGGCUUGACAGGCGGCGACGGUUGUGAUGUACGCUCCGAGUACAUUGUCACGCGAUCGGCCCGCGAGGGAGGCGAAACUCGACGCAUCUAUGUUGAGAUGGCUGCCAACGGCAUGUUUGGUGUUGGCGACAAUGGCUUGAUCAAUCCCCCCAACGAAAACCGCUUUUUCGACAUUUCCUUGUGCGAGCUUGCGGUGUUUGAUCGCGAGCUUUGGCUCCUCAUCCAAGACGUCAGGACGCUAUACGAUCUCUCCAAAACUUUUGCCGACAACUCACCGCGCAAGCUCCAGGCCGCGCUGUCCGCUAACAAGAUUGCAAACCUGAUCGAUCCCCGUGAUCGCUCGACGUACCCGGCUGCGCGGACAGUCGCCGCCGCAUUCUUUUCCCAGCGAAAUGGCGACAGUCAGCACUCGAUUUCUGCUAUUGGACAUUGCCAUAUCGACACUGCGUGGUUGUGGCCGUACGACGAAACGAUUCGCAAAUGCGCGCGCAGCUUUGCCACGGUGGAUCGGUACAUGGAUGACUAUCCCGAGCUCAAGUUUGCUUGCUCACAAGCCCAGCAACUGGACUGGAUUCGUCUCUACUACCCUGGACUCUUCUCUCGCCUUCGCGAGCGAGUCAAGCAAGGGCGCUUCAUUCCAGUCGGUGGAGCCUGGGUUGAGAUGGAUGGCAACAUUCCGAGCGGAGAAGCCAUGGCCCGCCAGUUCCUUUAUGGCCAAACGUUCUUCCAACGCGAAUUUGGAAUUACCUGCAAAGAGUUUUGGUUGCCCGACACGUUCGGCUACUCGGCACAGUUGCCUCAAUUGAUGCGCCAAGCCGGCAUUUCGCGCUUUGUGACUCAGAAGUUAAGCUGGAACCUGAUCAACAAGUUUCCGCACAACACCUUUCACUGGGAAGGCAUCGAUGGCUCCCGCGUGCUGACUCAUUUCCCGCCAGCCGAUACCUACAACUCUCAAGUCUUGCCUGACGAGGUGAUGAAGUCCAUUACAAACUUCAAAGACCAUGGCCGAUCACGCGAGUCCAUGAUGCUCUUUGGCCACGGUGAUGGUGGAGGCGGCCCGCAAAUGGUCAUGCUUGAGCGGAUGCGUCGCAUGCAAGAUUGCGACGGCGUGCCCAAAAUCAAUGUCCGCUCGCCCGACGAAUUCUUCACCCGCGUCGAGGCCGAAAUGGCCCAGGAAGACCAGCUGCUGACGUGGGUCGGUGAGCUCUACCUCGAGCUGCACCGUGGCACGUACACAUCGCAGGCCAACAACAAGAAAGGAAAUCGCAAGGGAGAGCUGCUGCUGCGCAACGUCGAGAUGCUCGUGUCAAUUGUGCAAGCUCUCAACCUUCCGGGACCUGCCGAGGCCAAAUCCGAGCUUGACCGUCUUUGGAAGCUGCUCUUGCUCAACCAGUUCCACGACGUGCUUCCUGGCAGCUCUAUCGCUAUGGUUUAUCGCGAUUCGGACCGCCAUUAUGCCGAUAUUACCGCUUCCGGUAAUUCGCUGCUCCAGACUGCACUGUCCACUCUGUCGUCGAGCUCGAAGACGUCCAACGAAUCUCUCGUCGUCAUGAACACCCUGAGCUGGGAGCGGACGAGUGUAGUGCAGACUGCCGACGGAGGAUUCGGUUUGGUCACGGUUCCUGCGAUUGGUACUUCCCUCGUCCCGUCCGAGAGCAUCCAAGACAUCAGCGCGCCCGUCGUAGCUCAGAAGACCGAUUCCAAUACUUGGAUCCUUGAGAACAAUGUUUUGCGCGCCGAGUUCAACGCACAAGGCGCCCUCAUCAGCCUGAUUCAGUCUGAAACGGGUCGCGAAGCCAUCGCUCGCGGUGGCGAUGGCGGCAAUCGGUUUGUGCUGUUCGAUGACAUUCCUCUCUUCUGGGACGCUUGGGAUAUGCAAGAGUACCAUCUCGAGAAAAGCCACCUUGUUCACAGCGACGCCGGCGUUGUUGUUCGACCGACUGUGUCUCCUCUGGUUGGCGAGCUCGAGUUCACCAUUCCGAUUUCUGCCCGCUCAACCAUCAGGCAAACCGUUCGGUUGACGCACGGCCAGCGCUUUGUCGAGUUUGCGACGCAGGUCGACUGGCACGAGGCGCGCAAAUGUCUCAAGGUCGAAUUCCCGAUGAACGUUCGCACCAGCCUUGCGACAUAUGACAUCCAGUUUGGCUUUGUUCAGCGUCCGACCCACACCAACACGUCCUGGGAUAUGGCCAAGUUUGAAGUCUGUGGCCACCGUUACGGCGAUCUCUCCGAGCACGGAUUUGGCAUUGCGCUUCUGAAUGAUUGCAAGUACGGAUACUCGGCUCGAGGCAAUGUCAUGCGCCUGUCUCUGCUCCGCGCGCCCAAGGCACCCGAUGCGGAAUGCGACAUGGGUCUGCACACGUUUACGUACGCCAUCAUGCCUCACCAAGGGUCAUUCCAGGAGGGCGGUGUUGUGCGAGCUGCUGCGGAGCUCAACUCGCCGCUCUUGGUGGUUCCAGGUCAUGCUCAGAGUCGCUCGUUCUUUUCGUUGCUGCCCGCAUCGACGAGCGUGGUGAUUGAGGCAAUCAAGCCAGCCGAAUCCGCCCCCAAGAAGCUUGUACUACGCCUGUUCGAGUCGUAUGGAGGGCAGGCUCGCGUCACGCUUGCCAGCACGCUCCCGAUUGCCAGUGUUCAGCUCUCCAACAUUAUCGAGGUUGAUUCGGGCAGUCCUCUCGACUGGAAUCAGGCGACAGGGGUGACGUUGACAUUCCAUGCUUUUGAGGUCAAAACUCUGCUCGUUACGCUUCAAGAGUAAUCGCGAGACUCACGAGAGACUUUGACACGAACUUUGGAAUCCACGACGGAUUGUCUUUCAUGCUUGUAUGAUAGUUGUUACAAAUCAAAAAAGUGUCAAACAAAAAAAUAAUACCAACAUUUUUCACUAUUAUGCGCGACCUCGCAGAACAUUAGCAUCCUCACUACUUAGACUGUUGAGCAAAUACCCGCUAGCAAGGUGUGGUUUGUCU